Messenger RNA from Sodiomyces alkalinus F11, 1907 nucleotides. Its product is annotated as DUF803 domain protein. Gene Ontology annotation, cellular component: membrane. Bases 114 to 1754 code for a protein of 546 amino acids. The transcript has 3 exons. NCBI's taxonomy places the organism in Eukaryota, Fungi, Ascomycota, Sordariomycetes, Glomerellales, Plectosphaerellaceae. Gene Ontology annotation, biological process: magnesium ion transport. The record is from RefSeq and is a predicted model, not a curated record. Gene Ontology annotation, molecular function: magnesium ion transmembrane transporter activity.
GGCGGUGAGAACCGACGAACCUACACCCCUAUUUCGAGAUACAUAUAUGGGACUACUUGUCGCAUCCUUCUUCCUCGGCCGCCAGAUGACCGAUAUCUAGGCAACGCGCGAGCAUGGGGCUUUUAGGCGGCCUCUCCCCAGGGGGGACAAUCACCAUUGGCAUUUUCGUUGGCCUUCUAUCUACCGGCGUCCAGAGCCUAGGUCUCACCCUCCAGCGCAAGUCGCACAUACUCGAAGAUGAGAAAGCACCCCAUGAAGUACACCGACCGCCUUAUCGGAGGGCGAGAUGGCAACUAGGAAUGGGCAUGUUCAUUGCUGCAAACAUCCUUGGGAGCACAGUCCAGAUUUCGACUCUGCCACUACCAGUUCUUUCAACGUUGCAAGCUUCGGGCUUGGUCUUCAACUCCAUUUGCGCGACCCUCGUCCUAGCCGAGCCGUUUACAAGAUGGUCCCUUUGCGGAACUGGUCUCGUCUGCACCGGCGCAGUGCUCAUUGCCGUCUUCGGUGCUAUCCCGACACCUGCGCAUGAUCUAAGGGAACUCCUCGAACUCCUCAGUCGGCGACCAUUCGUGGUCUGGAUGAUCCUCCAAGGCCUUUUCGUUGUCGCCGUAGCCGUCGUCACGGACAGCCUCAAAGUCUUGCCGAAGUUAAAGCAAAAUCCCACGUUCCGAUUCGCCCGAGGCCUCGCGUACGGUUGCAUCAGUGGCACUCUGUCGGCGCACACAUUGUUAGUUGCCAAGUCGGCGGUCGAGCUCAUCAUCAAGACCUUCUCUGGCUCGACGAACCAGUUUGUGCACUGGCAAGCCUGGGUCCUAGUACUGACGUUGAUUACGCUCGCUCUAACACAACUCUACUACCUUCAUCGUGGAUUGAAGCUCGUCUCGACUUCCGUUCUAUACCCCUUAGUCUUCUGCGUAUACAACAUCAUUGCCAUUCUAGACGGUUUGAUUUACUUCAACCAGACCAGCCUCCUAGGCGCACUGAGGGGCGGUCUGAUAGCUUUGGGCACUGUGAUACUGCUCUCCGGAGUUUUGGCUCUAUCCUGGCGUCUCAGUGACGAGCAGCACACUCCCGGUGUAGGACAAUCAUCCCUGGCGCCAGGUCUGGGUCUGGUCGAGGACACCGAGGGAGAGGAAGAAUCCCUACUCGAGUCAGACUCCCUCGAGGAGGGCAACGCCCUGGUCGGGAGCUACUCUACUUUCAAGCCAGCAGAAAAUGGCGAGGGCACGCCAUUGACGCCGACAAUGAAACCUAAUGGCAUUUUCCGCUGGCAGGAGCGUGCCCAGAUCUGGGACGAACUCCAAGAUCAGGACGCUCCAAGUUCCCCUUUCGCCCGGCAUCGCUCCAGCACCUUGCCGGCUAGUGAAAUCACGACACUGCUCCCAACACGACACGUGAGCAGUGGUGCAAUUCCCCAUGCGACCGAGACCGCGGGGCCGGCCUCCGCUGCCACGACCGAAAACUCACUUCUUCGGCCUGGUCGUCGGAGGCGCAAGUCCACCGGAUUUCCAGGUUUCACCGCACGACGCAACCGGCGGAGAAGCCAGGCCUCAUUGCAGGACGCUCUGGGCGGCAUCUGGAAGAUGAACUGGUGGCGGUCACGGCACGGUAGAGAGCGACCGUCCAGUGGAGAUGUAGAGAGCGAGGCGGGGAUGUCGCCUGCGCCAGGUCCUGCUCACCGGCCCAUUCCCGGCGAGGACGAAGUAAGGAGAGGAGACGGGGAUCAUCAGGGCGAUCAACCCUUAGCUAAGUAAUGCAGGGCAUUAGUCUUGCUUUACUUCUCAACUCCCUUCUUGAUUUGAUUUCGGGGUUUUAUACAAUGGAGUGUAGGUGUUGGCUGGGAUCACGAAUGGGUCUGUUAAUGCCGGUGUUGUUUUUCAAGGCGCGUCUAGAUAUACCACUGACAU